AUUUGCAUUAUCUACUUCAGCAAAGGGAUGAUUAGUCUUCGUUCAGUUUGGGACAUCAUCUACGGGUUAUUAGUGUCUAGCUUUCCAAGCUGGGGUGCAUCUAUCUUACAGAUAAUCUGGGAUGAGUCCAAGAUUCAAGGCUGGCGAUGGGAGGUUGUUUACUGGACGUGGGUUGCAAUACAGCUAAGUUACCUCUUGCCAGAGUACUAUGGGAGCGACGUUCAGGUACUUAACACAGAACAGUAUGAUGCUUUUACUCAUGUCCGAAGCUACAUUUAUAUAAUCUCUGGUACUAUCGUCUACUUUGCCCUCUGGCCAGAAGGAUGUCCGUGGCAGCACGCUUUUCUUAUACUGGUGAUUAUCAGCUCUUUUAUUGAAUACGGAUAUCUAUUAAAUUUAAAAUAUGCCCAUCUCCAAAAUUCCGGAAAGACCGUGCGACAAGAUUCAUGGCCGCAUAUGGAGUCGUAU
Messenger RNA from Trichoderma atroviride IMI 206040, 468 nucleotides. The record is from RefSeq and is a predicted model, not a curated record. NCBI's taxonomy places the organism in Eukaryota, Fungi, Ascomycota, Sordariomycetes, Hypocreales, Hypocreaceae.